Hippocampus zosterae (dwarf seahorse) is the source of this 1043-nucleotide messenger RNA. Its product is annotated as serine/threonine-protein kinase Nek2-like. Bases 16 to 1020 code for a protein of 334 amino acids. Gene Ontology annotation, biological process: protein phosphorylation. The record is from RefSeq and is a predicted model, not a curated record. Gene Ontology annotation, molecular function: protein kinase activity; ATP binding. NCBI's taxonomy places the organism in Eukaryota, Metazoa, Chordata, Actinopteri, Syngnathiformes, Syngnathidae. The transcript is spliced from 6 exons.
AAGAGGCUAUGCUGUAUGGAAAAUGUCGACUCGCUGAGGUUGCUGACCUUAGCAAAUAACAUCAACAUGGCAUCAACGCUCGCCGGAUACGAUGUGCUUUACACAAUUGCUUUGGGUUUCCAUGGAAGAUGCCAGAAGAUACGACGGAAAUCUGAUGGAAAAGUUCUGGUAUGGAAAGAGAUGCAUUACAACACUUUGACCGAGAGUGAGACGCAGGCGCUGAUCUUGAAGCUGAACUUCUUCAAGAAGCUGAAGCACCCGAACGUUGCGAGAUGUUACGACUGCAUCAUCGACAGCGCCGACACUAAGCUCUACAUUGUGAUGGAGGACUGCACCGGUGACACCCUGGCGAGCCUCAUUGCCUCUGCCUCAAGGGAAAGGCGUCAUUUGGAUGAACGAUUUAUCCUGCGAGUCAUUGCCCAGCUCACAUCAGCCUUGAAAAAGUUUCACAGGAAGCGUAACGGCAGGCCCGGUUUCCUUCAUCACAAUUUGAAAGCAAGCAACAUCUUCCUGGACAGCGAGCAGAACGUCAAACUUGGAAAGCCCUCUUGCACGUCCGCGGAAUGUGACAUCUUCUCACUGGGCUGUUUACUGUACGAGUUGUGUACUCUAUGCCGUUAUUUUCCCACCCCGGACCAAAAAGUGCUUGCCGAUAAUAUGCCAGCGGGGACUAUGAGAAGAGUCCCGGGACAGUACUCUGAGGAACUACGAAUGCUGCUCAACAACAUGCUCAACUUGACGGACUACCCGAGACCAUCGGCGGACUCCAUCCUCCAAAACAACCUGCUGGCUGAAGCAGUCGGGGAGGAAGAGAAGAAGGGUCAGCUUUGGCUUCAGAGGCGUUUAGCAAAAGCAGAGAGGAAUAAGAGCGUUUGCUCUUCUCGUAAAAAUAAGGAAAACCUCGCACCCGGUCAUCCACAGCUCGUCAUGCUUCACAACAGACCUCGGAGGCUCCAGACGGACGAUCGGCAUGCAAGUCGAGUGGACAAAGGCGGGUUUGUCUGUGGCCUCCGGUUCUGACAGAGGGAGAAUGUACAGUAAAU